Molecule: messenger RNA, 1450 nt
Organism: Sardina pilchardus (European sardine)
Lineage: Eukaryota; Metazoa; Chordata; Actinopteri; Clupeiformes; Clupeidae
Gene: rnf151
Product: ring finger protein 151
Exons: 4
Coding region: 156-920 (254 amino acids)
Molecular function (GO): zinc ion binding
Source: RefSeq, a predicted model, not a curated record
UUAACGCUGCAUUGUUGGGCCUCGUCUUGAAUGGGGCUCUAUGCGGCCUGAGGACAUGUUCAUGUGUGUGUGGGGUUGGAGCUGGUGAGGACAGGGCCUCUACUGCGGUGAUGGUACCAAGAUCCACGGGGAGCCACUAACUACAAACAUACAACAUGAGUGGCGGUUACGAAGUGGACCUGUUUGUGGAGACGCCAGACUAUGACCUGAUCUGCAUCAUCUGCCGUGGAGUCCUGCGCUGCCCAGUCCGAGUGGCCUGCAACCACAUCUUCUGCAAGCGCUGCAUCCUUCAGUGGCUGAAGAGGCAGGAGACAUGCCCCUGCUGCAGGAAGCCGGUGACUCAGAACCUGAUGUUUGUGAUGUUCCGACUCAGCAAAGCCAUCGGCCGGCUGCAGGUCAAGUGUCGAAACACACCGCAGGGCUGCACGGCCACCUUCCCCCUGUCCGAGGAGUACCUCCACAGCUCCACCUGCCCGUUCGAGUGGCUCCUGUGCCCGCACCCGGGCUGCGGCGCCCGCGUCCUCCGCCGCGACGCCGACUCGCACGCGGGCGCCUGCCCCAACUGGAGCCAGCUGUGCCCGAUGGGCUGCGGCACGCAGCUGAGCCGCGCCACGCAGCCGCUGCACAACUGCUACCGCGAGCUGCAGCAGCGCUACGAGGCGCAGCGCAGCCGCCAGCGGGCCAUCGCCGCCGCCCUCCGCCGCAAGAUGGCGCGCAUGCAGAGCACCAUGGCGCACGUGCGCCGGCAGGUGGGCCUCAUCUGCGAGAGCCUGGAGGUGCUGGAGGAGCGCGAGGAGCAGGAGGACGAGGACGAGAGCCCCGGCGAGGGCACCAGCUCCACCAGCAGCAACAGCGGGGCCGGAGGUGGAGGAGGAGGAGGAGGAGGCGCCAACAGUAGCAGCAGCAGCAGCAGCUCCUAAAUGGCUUCCUGAAGCAGAUAAGGAGCCGCUUUUAGGGCCGCGCCGGCUGACUGGGUUCAGUAGGGGAAAUGAAAAUAACGUCAUCGCUCGCCACGGAGAGAGCUGCAGGAGGUCAAAGUUCAACAUUGCAACACGCGCGUCGUUGCGCGGCGCAAGUCAUCGGGAAUUAAUGGCUUUCAAAGUGCAGCGGCGGCCGCUGUUGCAUUGCAUCUGAAAGCUCGUGAGAAGGUUCAGCUAAGGGAUUUCUACGCAGGACCAUUUUUAGGAGUAUUUUUUGCCAGUAGCUGCUCAGUGUUUUUCAGGCCCAGGUCUGACUGCGUGUUUGAGAGCUUCCAAAUACUUGCCAAUGUUACAGUUCUGCUGGGUGAGGCAAUUGAAUUGGCAUCUACUCUGGUUGGGUGAAAUGUAGUCAGGACACACCUAAAGAAAACCACAGGGUGGUAUUUGAGCAAGACAAGCAUUCUUUUGAAUUAAGGUCACUUUUUUUCAUGUGAUGUACCAUUUGCAUAACAAUAAAUGUGCUUUCAUAA